CAGAGCGUGUGGGCGGGAAGAGGUGAUGACCGGCAGGCUGUUCGUCCAAUGAAAGGUACAGACGCUAAUGUAGGGUGCGGGCGGCUGUGUAGAGGCCGGUGUUUGUGGAAGCUGUGUGAGAGAUGGCGGAACCCCUGAGAAGACGUGGUCCGAGGUCCCGCGGUGGCCGCGCUGGCCGAGGCGCUCGGAGAGCCCGAGCCGCCCGUGGCCGGUGUCCUCGCGCCCCGCGGUCUCCGACUAGGCUCAUUCCAGACACCGUGCUUGUGGACUUGGUCAGUGACAGCGACGAAGAGGUUCUGGAAGUGGUCGCGGACCCAGGAGAGGUGCCUGUCGCCCGCCUCCCCGCACCGGCCGCACCUGAGCAGGACAGCGACAGUGACAGUGAAGGGGCGGCCGAGGGGCCUGCAGGAGCCCCGCGUACAUUGGUCCGACGGCGGCGGCGGCUGCUGGAUCCCGGGGAGGCGCCGGUGGUUCCUGUGUACUCCGGAAAGGUACAGAGCAGCCUCAACCUCAUUCCUGAUAAUUCAUCCCUCUUGAAACUUUGUCCCUCAGAGCCUGAAGAUGAAGCAGAUCUGACAGAUUCUGGCAGUCCUCCCUCAGAGGAUGCCCUGCCUCCAGGUUCCCCCUGGAAAAAGAAGCUGAGGAAGAAGCAUGAGAAAGAAGAAAAGAAAAUGGAAGAGUUUCCGGACCAGGACAUCUCUCCUUUGCCCCAACCGUCAUCAAGGAACAAAAGCAGAAAGCAUACCGAGGCGCUCCAGAAGUUAAGGGAAGUGAACAAGCGUCUCCAAGACCUCCGGUCCUGCCUGAGCCCCAAGCAGCACCAGAGUCCAGCCCUUCAGAACACAGAUGAUGAGGUGGUCCUAGUGGAAGGGUCUGUCUUGCCACAGAACCCUCGACUCUUUACACUCAAGAUCCGGUGCCGGGCUGACCUAGUCAGAUUGCCUGUCAAGACGUCGGAGCCCCUUCAGAAUGUGGUGGAUCACAUGGCCAGUCAUCUUGGGGUGUCCCCAAACAGGAUUCUUUUGCUCUUUGGAGAGACAGAGCUGUCCCCUACUGCCACCCCUAGGACCCUAAAGCUUGGAGUGGCUGACAUCAUUGAUUGUGUGGUGCUAGCAAGUUCUUCAGAGGACACAGAGACAUCCCAGGAGCUUCGGCUCCGGGUGCAGGGGAAGGAGAAACACCAGAUGUUGGAGAUCUCACUAUCUCCUGAUUCUCCUCUUAAGGUCCUCAUGUCACACUAUGAGGAAGCCAUGGGACUCUCUGGACACAAGCUCUCCUUCUUCUUUGAUGGGACAAAGCUUUCAGGCAAGGAGUUGCCGACUGAUCUGGGUCUGGAAUCUGGAGAUCUCAUCGAAGUCUGGGGCUGAAGCUCCCUCACUGUGAUCAGACGCAGAGCCAAGACAUGUGGACAUUAGCUCCCACUUUCAUUAUUAUUAUUUCUUGCCCCAUAAGGGCUAACAGAAGCUGAACUAGAACUCGUUUACUUAUUUAUUUCUGGUGCUGGGGAUCAAACCCCGGACUCUGCACAUGCUAAGGAUGUAUGAAAUUGAGGCAAAACCAAAGCAUUCCCUUUGGCCUGCCUCCAGUAGACUGUAGUGUCAAGCAGGUGACUACUUGGUAGUUGUAUGACUGUGUGUAUGUUUAUGCUGUAUUUGGCAUCCCCUGGGGCACAGAGAAGGAAUCUUGGCUUCCCUACCCUUUCACGUUCACUAGUGCCCUUUACUUCAUCAGAUACCUGUUCUGUGAAGCUGCCUAUGUUCAGUGUGUUGAACUAAAUGAGCAUUGCUUUGGAUGUCCAUGCCUGGGGUUUGUGCCACAGCUGGGGCCAAUAGUGACUUUCAUUCUUAUUCGGGGGCUGAGAAUGCAGUUUGAGGUACAUUCCCUGGUGGGGACACUCGGUUGCAGGAAGAUAUACAGGCGAUGACAUAAUGCUGAAGCUGAGGACUAGGUAGGAAAGUGCGUCAGUUUAAAAGUCUUAGUCGUGUCCCGCCCUGCAUAUCCACUCUGCUGGGACUCUAGCCAGGGUCUGGCACACACUUCCUGGCAUGGACACCUAGCCACAUUCAGGCACAUGCAGCUGUUGAGUGUGAGAUCUCUCUACUUCUUGGUCUUCCUCCCUCACACUCUUUCCUGUUAGUAUCUACCUAGGAUAUUUGUACCUUCGAAUAUGAAUGUCCAUAUGAGAGAAAGUUCUGAAAGCAUGUGGUUUUACUGUAUGUACACGGUGUUGUGCAAUAGACCGCCUGUCUUCACUCAGAGUGAGUAACAGUCUAGCCAUGUUAACACUUUCUAGAUCCGUUGUUGCUCUGAUCUGUGGGUGCCACAUUGUGACAUUAGGUGAUUUUACUCACACAUUGCCUUAAGUGGGGGAAGCCUGAGUCUCCAGCUCCUUGGAACCUAUGCCAGGCCACAGCAAAUAUCUUAUGUGUCCCCUCUGGGCCACGGUAGGUCCUGCUCUGCUGUACUUGUCCAGGCUGGGACUGUGGGCUAUACAGGCUCAUUUUUUCCUCUCGGUUUCUCCAGAGUUUUCUUUAGAAUGUGGACUGGCCUUUCUUGGGACUUCUCUUUCCUUAUCCUUACCAGCAUGGUGUUGUUGAAAUCCUGAUUUUGGCAGUUGGUGUGUAUAAAGUACCACAUAUCUUAAUGUCCCUUUACUGAUGACAAUUUCUUAUGCAUGGCCGCCUUCUGGAUUUUCUUUGUUUAGCUGCUAUUUUCUCGUGAGGUGGCUUCCUUUUGUGUGUGUUUCUUUUCCUUGAGGAGUUGCUUGUGUUCUGGGCAGUUGCAAAAAAACCCCUCAGAAUAGCACUUUGUGUAUCCAGGGGAUUUUCACCAAAUAGACAUUCUUAAUUUUAAUGUAGACAGUUGGCUUUUGUUAGGAAGUUUUUGUUUUGUUUUGUUUUGUUUUGUUUUUAAAGGAAAAUACUAAAGAGCUUCAAGAGUGGGAGGGACUCUAGUGGAGAAUCUCAGGAUUGAUACUUUUGGAUUUCUAGGCUAGUUUAAGAAACUUUGAUUUUCUUCUGUUAGCUCCAUAGUUGGUUUUUUUUGUUUUUUUGUUUUUUUUUUUCUCUCAUAUUGAGACCACUAAUGAAACUAGAGUUCUAACUGGUCUACCCUGGUGUAAGUAGACUGUUCUGAGCCCUCAACCCUGAUUCUCACUGGUUGCUUCUGGGCUGUGCUGGUUGCUGACUAUUGUAUGUUACUUAUAAACUGUCUGAAAUGCACCUUUGUGGGGGAGAACAACUUUUAUUUUUAAUUAUAAUGAGCCAGUUUUCUAAGCUUUGUCUAUUAAAGUAAAAUUAAUCUACUAAUAUGUGGUCCGAUUUUCACAAAAGUAUGUCAACUCCUUUUUUUGUGAGAAUAUAUGCUAUUCCUUUGACUUUUGUAACAUUUAAAAAAUCCAUGAUAUACUAUGACUUCCAGGUCUUUCAGGUCUUGAGUGCCCAUUAAUGAGUCUGAACACACUAAUAUGUAUCCAAUCUCAACUGAAUAAAGGGAGAGCACUUGCUGGUU
Messenger RNA from Rattus rattus (black rat), 3510 nucleotides. It is a transcript of the gene Nfatc2ip, whose product is annotated as nuclear factor of activated T cells 2 interacting protein. Gene Ontology annotation, biological process: positive regulation of transcription by RNA polymerase II; cytokine production. Bases 123 to 1367 code for a protein of 414 amino acids. The transcript has 8 exons. Lineage: Eukaryota; Metazoa; Chordata; Mammalia; Rodentia; Muridae. Gene Ontology annotation, molecular function: protein binding. The record is from RefSeq and is a predicted model, not a curated record.